AGCAACAGUCUAUUUGCCGAGUUUCUUCGAAAUGGUCGAUACCAAGCAUAUCAAAGAAGCAUUCGAAGAUCACUCGAACACGAAAAAAGGAAAGUUGAGUCGAUCGGAGGCCAAAAAAGCUAUAGAGGAGUUGGACGAUGCUGAGGAUUUCAGCGAUCGGUGGAGAAAAUACUCGAUCGGCGGAUUUGUGGACUAUCCAGCCUUCGUAAAAAUGGUCAAGUCAACGAUGAACGCCGAUGCUCCUCUCAAAUCCUACUCGGGGCAUCACAGCGAGACACAUAAGAGCGAGUCAAAAAAGAAGAAGGACAAGAAAACGUUCGAAGAGGAGGAUGACGUGGAGAAUGUGAAGCGGAAGCCGGCGGAAAGCUCGGAUGACGAAGUGGUGGUGGUGGUGGUGAAGAAGGAUCAGAAGGGGAAGAGGGGGAAGAAGUCCAAGAAGCCUAAGAAGAAGCAGGAGUCGUCGGAUGACUCUUCGGAUAAUUCGGAUUCCUCCGAGUCUUCUGACGAUGACAAGAAAAGCAAAAAGAAGAAGAAGAAGUCGAAGAAGGAUUCCUCCGACUCCUCGGAUUCUUCAGAUUCCUCCGACUCGUCCGACGACGGUAAGAAGAAGAAAAAGAAAAAGUCAAAGAAAGAUUCCUCUGAUGAUUCCUCGGACUCCUCUGAUUCAUCGGAUUCUUCCGACUCCUCCGACGAUGACAAGAAGAAAAAGAAGAAGAGCAAAAAGUCCAAAAAUAAGGGAUCUUCUUCUGAUUCCUCGGAUUCAUCCGACGACUCCUCCGACGACGAAAAACCGAAAAAGAAGAAGAAAAAGUCGAAAAAGCCAAAGAAGGCCCCGAAAUCCGACGAAGAGGUUACCAUUAAGAUCAUUAAGAAGCCCAAGAAGAAGCCCGAGGAUCUGGAGCGUCGUCGUCAUCGCGUCAAGAAGACCGAGGAGCACGAGGAGGAGAAGGACAAGGAGGAGCAUCACGAGUCGAACGACGAGAACAUGGAGUUUGAUACAAGGGCUCGGGGAGCUCCAAGUUCACCAAAAUUGACAAGAAGAGCCAAAAGAUCGGAGAGCUCCGAUGAUGAGGUGGAGCUGCAGAAGACUCCGGAAAUCGACGAUAACAAGCCUUCCAGGAAAGAUGGAGAUCACGACAGUGACAUGGAGGAAUCUGAAAAAUCCAAGAAAUCAUCAAAGAAGGAUCACAAUCACCACCACCACCACUGCUGCUGCGGGGCUCAGAAUGAGCAUGAGCACACGCAUCACGAGGAGUUCUCAAAGACGGAUAAAGUGGUGAAUAAGUAUCAUGACUGUGCAAAGUGCCAGUAUAAAUGUCCGAUUUGUACGUAAUUUAUUGAAAUUCUAAUAAAUAUUUGGAUUAUUUAA
Messenger RNA from Caenorhabditis elegans, 1369 nucleotides. It is a transcript of the gene W09G12.7, whose product is annotated as EF-hand domain-containing protein. The record is from RefSeq and is marked reviewed. Gene Ontology annotation, molecular function: calcium ion binding. The coding region runs from base 32 to 1333 and encodes 433 amino acids. NCBI's taxonomy places the organism in Eukaryota, Metazoa, Nematoda, Chromadorea, Rhabditida, Rhabditidae. The transcript has 3 exons.